Molecule: messenger RNA, 537 nt
Organism: Vanrija pseudolonga
Lineage: Eukaryota; Fungi; Basidiomycota; Tremellomycetes; Trichosporonales; Trichosporonaceae
Exons: 1
Coding region: 1-537 (178 amino acids)
Source: RefSeq, a predicted model, not a curated record
AUGGGAUUCCUAGACGACGCGACAAACUUUGUGAUCGACACGGUACAGUUCGUCCUCGCGGUGCUGUGGGUGCUCGUCCUCGUCUGCGCCGUGCUCACAGCGGCAUGGGCCAUCAUCAAGGCUUUUCUCUGGGUCAUCGGCGCCGACGCCAGCGCCAGCCCGCAACAGGCGCAGGCGGAUUCGCGGAGCAGCGUUGACGUACUGAGAGACAUGGAGCAGCGGCUCGUGCGCCACUGGGAGAAGUUGACGGUGCGGCUGGUCGCGCUCGACGAGGGGAUCGUCGGCGGGGCGGGGGGCAAGGCGGACGGCACGGGGGACGGCAGUGCCGAGCAGGGCCGCAAGGCGCCCGCCACCGACAACGCCGACGCCGACCAGCGCCCACGGCCCUUCGACACCACCACCCCCGACCCCGACCCCGCGCCGACGCCCACGCCCACGCGCGAGGCCAUCACCACGGCCCUCAAGGAUAUCGAGGACCAGCUGUAUGCCGUGCGGCGGAUGCGCGCGCCGCUGGGCAAUGCACCGGCGCGCGGGUAG